CAUUACAAUGGCGGAUACAGGAAGUACAUGCCACAGUUUCUAAUGUGUUCACUUAUCUUCGACGUAACGCAGUGACGACUAAACUGUGAGGGUAAAUACUAAUUUAACGGGAUUUAAAUAAAUUUAAUGUAAUCGCCUAGUCGGUAAACAUGCCGAAAGUCGUGUCUAGAAGCGUCGUGUGCUCGGACACCCGAGACCGAGAAGAGUACGACGACGGAGAGAAGCCUCUUCAUGUUUACUACUGCUUAUGCGGACAGAUGGUGUUGGUUCUGGAUUGCCAGCUGGAGAAGCUCCCCAUGAGACCCAGAGACCGGGCUAGGGUGAUCGAUGCUGGCAAACACGCCCAUAAAUUCUGCAACGUGGACCAGGACGAGAACACGUACAUCAAGAGAGCCGAGGGCAUCGAGAGGCAGUACCGCAAAAAGUGCGGCAAGUGCGGCCUUCUGCUCUUCUACCAACACCAAGAGAAGAACACCCAGGCCACCUUCAUUGUGGAUGGAGCGGUGGUGAAAUUUGGCCAGGGCUUUGGCAACACCAGCGUCUACAGCCAGAAGCCACCCGAGGCCCCCAAGAAGGUCCGUGUCAUGAUGACGAAAAGGACCAAAGACAUGGGCAAGUUCAGCUCCGUCACAGUGUCCACCAUUGACGAGGAGGAGGAGGAGAUCGAGGCCAGGGAGGUGGCGGACUCUUACGCCCAGAAUGCUAAAGUGAUCGAGAAGCAGCUGGAGAGGAAGGGCAUGAGCAAGAGGAGGCUCCAGGAGCUGGCCGAGCUGGAGGCCAAGAGGGCCAAGAUGAAGGGCACCCUCAUUGACAAUCAGUUCAAGUAGAGGAGCACUGAUUAGGACUUAAUGACUAUUUUCAUUUGGAGCAUCAUUGAUUAGCCUGCUCGCACAUAAAAAAACGUGUUUUUGAUUCAAAUGCUUUUUUUUUUUUUUACUGAAAUCCAAUUAAACAGUUUGUUAUUUUUAAACUC
Molecule: messenger RNA, 973 nt
Organism: Doryrhamphus excisus (bluestripe pipefish)
Lineage: Eukaryota; Metazoa; Chordata; Actinopteri; Syngnathiformes; Syngnathidae
Gene: steep1
Product: STING1 ER exit protein 1
Biological process (GO): endoplasmic reticulum to Golgi vesicle-mediated transport; endoplasmic reticulum membrane organization
Source: RefSeq, a predicted model, not a curated record